This is a messenger RNA of Paramuricea clavata, 1658 nucleotides long. Lineage: Eukaryota; Metazoa; Cnidaria; Anthozoa; Malacalcyonacea; Plexauridae. The record is from the annotation of a GenBank genome assembly.
AUGGUGCGUUUGGUAACAGUUUUUGGCGCAACUGGAGCUCAAGGUGGUGAUGUGGUCAAGGCUCUUCUCGCUGGAGGUAAAUUCAAAGUUCGAGGCGUCACUCGCUCUGUGGAAAGCGAGAAAGCGAAGAAGCUCGCCUCGCAAGGCGUGGAGAUGGUGGAAGCGAAUUUAGACGAGCCAGAGUCGCUACAUAAAGCGAUAGCUGGUUCGUACGGAGUGUUUUUGCUCACAAAUUUUUGGGAUGGGAUGGACGCCGAUCGCGAGACACAGCAAGGCAAAAACGCCGUCGAUGUAUGCUUGGAAAAAGGCGUUAAACAUUUGAUCUUCAGCGGAUUGGAAAAUGUCCAAAAGAUGCACGCAUUUGCAGUAGGUAAGCUGUUUUGGUCGAGUUUAUCGUGUAAUUAUGUAACCAAUAAAACACAGCAGAAUUUGAAAACAGAAGAAUCAACAGUUUGUGUAUAAAUUUGCUACAAAUCCCAAGAAUAUCGCCCCUGAGAUUUAACGAAAGUUCAAAUAUUAACAUCCAUCAAAUUUUAGUGACAGCAAAUCAGUCUCAUAUUAGGUCAAGAACAUUUUAAUAAAUGGUGUAACAAAAUUACUUGAAUUUUUAUAUUGAAACGUCGGUAUUGUCAUAGCAACCACAUGCAGUUACGUAACUUUUGUGAAACGAUUUCAAGAGGAACACUUUAUAUCACGUGUAAUCUUGAAGUAGCUCAGCAGCCUCAGCUAUUCACUUUAAUAUAGUUGUUGAGUGUUUUUUAAGUGAAACAAUACAUAGAGACGCACGAGGAAUCGACUUUUUAAUAUUGAAAAAGAAAUAAAAUAGCAUGGCAAAAACAAGGGACGCAAGAAUGUUUUAAAUUUUUUUCCAGGUGGGCAGGAACACUUUAAAUUUUUGGGAGAGGGAUAAUGUAUCAGCUUUCAUGAGGAUAUCCGUUCGAAGUUAUUUCCUCGAAUAUAAUCGUUAUUUUUGUCCGUCCAAAGAAAAUACUGAAAAUAUUGAAAAACACGAGACUGGGUUAUGGUACUGGCGGCUUGCUUCCCUAUUGAUGUAACAUCAAGGCAAUGAUUAGCGAUGAUCAAUCUCAUUUUUGUACUAUAAGCACAGGAUAAUGUAUAGGUUAUAGGUGCAUCUGUUGUCGCAUUUACACGAAUUUAAAAGCGUUAACACAUUUCACUAUUGGGACUACGAUCCAUUCUCGCCUGGUUUGUUAGCUUGUUUUUGCAUUUGAAAUCCAAAGACGAUACAUGGAUGUAUUUGUAGUAGAAUUUAGCCGAACUUGAGAUCAAAAUGUAUUUGUUGCCAAUGGUAAAGGAAGUAUCUUGUCUUUUUAAGAACACAAAACUGGGAUACCAACUGUUCAUGAGCAUAACUAACUGUAGUGUAACUUUGACAAAUUUUAGAUCAUUUUGACUCGAAGGGCAGAGUGGAGGAUUACAUAAAGGAGAAAGCAGGCUCGAUGAUAUGGACCAGUGUAAGGAUAGCAGGUUAUUUUAACAAUUUCCUAACUUUAUGGAAACCAAAGAAACAGGACGAUGGUUCGUACGUCAUAGAUCUUGCUAUGGAAGGAAAGCCUAUGUAUGGAAUGGAUGUCGAAGAUUUCGGAGAAUGUGUUGCAAGUAAGAUCAUAUUUAUUGCCUUUGUGUUGAUUGUAUAG